GUCUUCGGUGAUGAUGUGUGACUGUUAAAGUUAGUUACAUCACACCAGAGGCGGCAGUUAGCCAGCGCGAGCUCUUCUGACUGUGACUCUAUCUGGACAUACUAAUAGAGAUGUGUUGCACGACGUAUAAGGAUGGAUAUACAGCGCUAACAGGCUCAGAAGCACAUAAAGGCUGAUAUAUGUCUGGAAUGAGAUACCACGGUGGUUAACUAUCAGUUCUUCCGGGGAUGUCAGAGACAUACAUGAAGACUUUGUAAGUGAGAAAUCAUGGCGACCAUGUCCCGAGCAUGGAGCAUCCUGGCUGCUGUGAUGGCUAUGCAGCUCUGCACAGGUCUCAAAUCCUGCUCCAUCUCGUCCAGUGCUGGGCGUGUGGUGCACCGAGGUUCCACUUUUAGAGUGUAUUGCACCUUUCAAUGCGAAAGUAAAAGAUCAACUGAGAGAUCAAUUCGCAGCUAUCCCCCGUCCACAAAACGGGACUAUGCAGUACUGAAUUCUACAACAAUAUAUCAUGAAGUGGUCAACAUUACCGAGGAACGAACAUUCAGCUGUGAGGACCCUUGUCAUCCUGCAAAGGAACCCUGUGGAAUGGACAUUGAGGCAGGCUACCCACCAGAAAAACCUAAAAACAUUUCCUGUAUCCUCAAUGUCACAAAUAACAAAACUGGGAUUGUGAAGUGCACUCGGGAGAAAGGACGCAACACUUUUGUUAGGAACACAUCCGUGCUAUGGGAGAUAUCUGUAUUUGAGAACCACACAGCUGCACCUGUGCUGCACAGCAUCUCCAGUAAAGGAAGUGUGUCACAGUCUGCGAGUAUUUCUGUGUCCAGCUCUGCCAGGAAGAUCUCUGUGUGGGUCAAGAUUGAAAAUGUGCUGGGUUCUGCUGAGUCCAUCCCCUUAAACUACACACUUACAGACAUUGCAAUGCCAUUGGCUCCUGUUCUUGGCCAACCUGAAUGUUUCUCCCGAAUGUGCAUCGUCAAAGUGGAGCAGUCUGUGAGGACUCGGUACAUUGAGAUCCAGUACACAGCAGACACGCAAACAUGGACUUCUACUUUAAACUCAAUGAGUCAAGUACAGGUUCAACCUCUGGAGCCCUUCAGGUUGUACUAUUUCACAGCCAGAUCAAGAUUCAACACUGGACACUGGAGUCCUUGGAGUACAAACACCUCUGGCUGGACUCAGGAGGAGGCUCCUGCCAAAGAGUUGGAUGUGUGGUACAUAGAAGAUCCCUCUGAUAAUAACUCCCUGAGGCUGUACUGGAAAAAGCCAAGUGUUUCUAUUGCUCGAGGAAAAAUCAUUCAGUACAAAGUCAGUGUUUACAGUCAAAAAGCCCAAACUCUGAUCUUCACCACUAACAUGAGUGCGGAAGCCUGGAACUAUAAAGUCCCAUUUUGUGCUGACUGUGAAGUGAAAGUGUGGGCUUACAACUCCAAAGGACCCUCACCGCCUGCUAGAAUUACAACCAGACACAGAAAAGCCAAGCCCCCUCAGGAUGUUCACUUUUCAGCAAACAACCAGAGCGUCGCCAUCUCCUGGGGAAAGCUUGAAACUGCAUCUCUGCAUGCAGAUAUUGUGGUGGAGUGGUACCCAGAGGGGAACAAACAGGAAGAUCUCAGAUGGGCCAGACUAGGGAGAAACAACCAUUUGGUUAUUACCGAUAUAACGCCAGCUGAGUGCUAUGAGAUAGCACUGUAUGUUUUUUAUAAUGACAGUUCAGUGGGUCAAACAAAAUUUAGAGAAGUCAUCAUGGAUUCAGUCCCAGCAGCUGGCCCAUCGGUCCAAGAGAAGGUAGAUGGAAACAAAGUGAAAGUGACCUGGAUGGAGAUUCCCAGGGGUCAGCGUGGGGGCUGUAUCAGAAAUUACAGUAUCUAUUUAGAGAACAGCAAUGGACACCUGCAGCGUUACUCUGUGCCAGCAUCAGAGAAGACGUACACUGUCCAAGGUCUGUCUCCAGAUACCCACAGCCUGUGGAUGACUGCUUCCACUGAUAAAGGAGAAGGUCCUGCAGGUCAAAAGGUCAAGUUCUUCAUCGAGGAGGAAGCCCCUCUAUCGCUGCUGCUUGUGUGUCUUGUCAUCCUGCUGUUCGUGCUGUUUCUGAUAUGCCUGUGGCAGUGUCCAGCUGUAAAGCAGAGGUUUUGCGGUCUUUUUGAGUGUCUCAUGCUGGAGGCUGUUCUGGAUCCUGCAAACAGCAAAUGGGCAAAAGAGUGUACACAGGAGAAGGGCAAAAUUAACCUCCAGCUGCCGCGAAGUCCCUGCAGUAUAACUGAAGAGGAAGAAGAGCCAAUCCUAGUGGAUGUUGAGGAGCUGCCCAAUCUGAGUAGUGAAACCUGCUCAUCUCCUGUUGACUCCACACAGCUCUCGUCUGAAACAGGCCUGACCCCUCUGAUGGAGCAAACCACACUGCAUUACCCUCUGACCACAUACAUCAAGAGCUUGUCCCACGAUUCAGACACUUCUGAUAAAACAGAGACCUCUCUGGACACAAACUCAACCAUUGACUACAUCUCGUCACAUGGGCUGGGAGAAAUAGACGAAGAGGAUCAGGAGGAAGAAGAGUUCCCACAAACAAUGGGUUUCUUCUCCAGCCACAACAUUUUUAUGGGGUCACUGGAGUUUGGAGGGAAGCUGACUCUGGAUGCAGUCAAAAUUGAUUGCACAGACUUCUUUCAGAACAUGUAGUGUUAGCCCAAAACUACAACCCUCUGUCAACGUGAGACUACUAAACCAUAGAGAAUGGACUCUGACCAUGGAGGGGGCAUUGGUGAAUAGAUUCUUCUAUUUUAGUUUCUUUUUGGAUCACAUCUCAAUAACAAGGCCAAAAUCUACCUCUUUACUGAUUGGUAUCAUAACUAUAACGAAAUCUUUUUGCCAAAGUCUUUCUGAGGUGUUAUGAAGCAAUCGUGUUUGACAAAAGGAGUGCUUGUGUUUUCUUUUCAUGCAUUAUCUUUGUUUUUAUUCAGAGCAGCACAGAGCAAAGUUAUACCAUAACCAGUGCACUCAGCUCAGGUGGUAAGGUGGUGGAAGUCAGGUGUUGUUAUUUGUGUCUACCUCACCUUUAAGUAUUUGACCAGAGCGUCGGGAUACAAAAAAUAAGAAAGAACAUGUUAAUUUUCCACUUGCGUUAAAAGGAAAAUCCUGGGGCACUAACACUUAAGCAGCAACUUGGAAUUCAGCCGGAGGAGACUGUGGCUACCUCAGGGCCUGUGCUGUAUUGGGUCCUGUAACAUCAAUGGACCAAUCAUAGUGGGAUGAAACUUGAUUUACAGCAGUAUUAUUGUUACCUCUCAUAUGGAAAUAUGCAUAAACGGUUUGUGUGUGAUUAGAUUAGGCCUCUUUGUUGUUAAUGAAACAGUAAUGAAGUCUGCAUGUAAAUGUAUCAGAUGCUGUCGUUCAUUAUGUACAGAUGUGUGUGCUUUUUUUCAUGGCUAUUUAUUUCUCAUUUAUAUGCAUUGUAAACUGCUUAUUGGAGUGAUUUUGUUUGUUUGGUAUUUCAGUGGAACUGUAAAGGAGCUGUAAGACAUGCUGUUAAAUCAGUAUGAAUAAAUGCUGUAAUAAAAUAUAAAUUGGGCACCAGGGCCCACCAUAAACUUGUUACGCUAAUA
Cheilinus undulatus (humphead wrasse) is the source of this 3602-nucleotide messenger RNA. It is a transcript of the gene il12rb2, whose product is annotated as interleukin 12 receptor, beta 2a. The transcript is spliced from 16 exons. The record is from RefSeq and is a predicted model, not a curated record. Lineage: Eukaryota; Metazoa; Chordata; Actinopteri; Labriformes; Labridae. The coding region runs from base 268 to 2679 and encodes 803 amino acids. Gene Ontology annotation, molecular function: protein binding.